UUAUUAAUUAAUAAUUAUUAAAUUAUAAUGCCCAGUCAUUCUCGUACUGUUCUUCGAAAGUUUCUUGCCAGGCCUCAACAUGAAGGUGCUGGAGCUGUUGUUAGAAGAAGCAUUGGAAGGUUUGAGCUGAAAUACUUUGAUCCUUUCCUGGUUCUGGAUGAAUUCUGUGUAUCUUCCCCUGGUGGAUUUCCAGAUCACCCACAUAGAGGGUUUGAGACUGUUACAUACAUGUUACAGGGAGCUGUAACACAUGAAGACUUUGAAGGACACAAAGGGACCAUUGGAGUUGGUGAUUUGCAAUGGAUGACUGCUGGAAAAGGGAUUGUACAUUCUGAAAUGCCUGCUUCAAAUGGCACUCAAAAAGGGCUGCAAUUAUGGAUUAACCUCUCUUCUACCCACAAAAUGAUUGAGCCGAGGUACCAAGAGAUGGCGAGCACAAAUAUAGCGGAAGGUAUCGAAGACGGGGUUAGAGUGAGAGUGAUAGCAGGCGAGAGUUUGGGGAUAAAGUCGCCGAUAUACACAAGAACACCCACUAUGUUUCUUGAUUUCACGCUCGAACCAGGAGCCCACGUGCACCAACCCGUACCCGAAUCUUGGAACGCGUUCGUGUACGUCUUGGAAGGCGAAGGCAUGUUUGGCAACUCGAAAGCAUCUUCGACUACGCCCCACCAUCUUUUACUUUUGGGUCCGGGAGAUGGGCUCGAGUCGUGGAACAAGUCGUCCAAGCCACUACGGUUCAUUUUGGUUGGAGGUGAACCGUUGGGUCAACCGGUUGUUCAGUGGGGACCGUUUGUUAUGAACACCCAAGAAGAGAUCGAUCAAACGAUUCAAGAUUACGAGAAUUUCGAAAACGGAUUUGAGAAGGCAAGAUAUUGGAGAUCUGAAGCUCUUAAUUGAUCAAGAUCAUCACUUUUAGAUCCUUAAUUUCAUUUCAUAUUUAAGUCAUGUUGGGUAAACUAAAGGGGCGUUUGGAAUGGAAUUUGGUCAACGGAAUUGAUCAUUCCAAUUCCAUCAGAUUCCAGGGAUUCCGACGAACUAAACGCCCCUUAAAAUGUCUAGUUGUUUUAAUUCUUGAAUGAUUUUCAAAUUUCAUUCAUUCAUAUACGUCUAGAUGUCUUUUUUUCUUUACAACCUGUCACGUAGUAUCGUAUCAAAUAUGUAAACUUGAUUGGUACACGGUAUUGGAAGUCGUAUACCACAGUUGUUAAAUCAUGGUUUACGACUUUUUAAUAAUUUAUUAGCUUUUUUAGUUUUUUGUAUCGAAUAUUAAAAUUUGUAACU
Molecule: messenger RNA, 1281 nt
Organism: Cynara cardunculus var. scolymus (artichoke)
Lineage: Eukaryota; Viridiplantae; Streptophyta; Magnoliopsida; Asterales; Asteraceae
Product: pirin-like protein
Exons: 6
Coding region: 28-897 (289 amino acids)
Source: RefSeq, a predicted model, not a curated record